UGCGCAGUUCCUUGCAGACGCGGAAGCGGCUGUGGAGGGGAAGGUGGCGGUUCCCCCUGAGGAGGGUGUUUGUCUUUAAAGCUGACGCUCCCCGUCCCCUCCCCGCAGGGAAGGCUGAGGGCGCUGCCGGCGCUGAAGUCCUUGUUGGGGUCCCCGCCCCGGAGCCUCUCUCAGCGAGGGAGAUACUCAUAUGUUCCUGAUGGGCCCCUUGUCGUUUUCUGGGAAGGAUGGCAAGAAAGAGAGAGAAGAAGGGAUAGGGAGAGAGAUAUUGAAACCUCAAUGAUAAGAGAGAAUCACUGAUUACCUGCCUCCUGCACGCCCUCUACUAGGAAUGGAUCUGGAAACCCUUGCAUGUGCCCUUGACCAGAAUUGAACCUGAGACCCUUCACUCUGAAGGCGGACAAUCUCGCCUUUGAGUGAAACCUGAUAGAGCAUAAUAUCAAUGAUCUCAACAGUCAGAAGCUAGUUCUGUGAGUUGGUUCAAUGUUCAGCACCUCUUUCCUUCCCUUCAUGUGAUUUGUUGAAUUAGUGUCUGUGAGCCACAAGGGAACUGUUCCCCUAAGUCCCUCUUGUCCAUUCUCUGAAACUCUUGAAGGAUGGAGUGGAUUGAACUGGAACUUGGUUCCCACAGAGCACAUCUAUUCAUGGUGAAGUCAUUUGAUGAGCAUAUUUCAAUAGAUAACUUUCCCUAAAGGCUUUAGCAUGAAGAUCUAUGCUCCGUAAUUUCCUGGGAAAAGAGGAAGGAAAUCUGCCUGGGAAACCUGCAGGUGUACAACUUCCCGCUUCACCUCCUCCCGCAACCCAGAGGUCUCAGGGGUGCUGGGUGUGAUGUCUGAUACCCAGCGCUACUGAAAAACAGCUCUGGGGAGCCUUGCAGGCCCCAAGAGAGAACUAGUUAAAGAUGCCAUGUCAUGGGCCCGAGUGCAGGCUUUUACAGGGGUAUUGUGUUGCCUUUGGGCGUGGAGCCGAGCUGUACAUGCUCUCAUUGCUGUAGGAGUUUGUGGAAGUCUUUGGAAGGACAGAUACAUGAAGAUGGAAAAAAAAAACCUCACAGUGUGGUCUCCAUGUAGGAGCUCAUUGUUCCUCACUCUCUCCUGUGACAAAGGACAGGAGGGCGUGGCCUUUUCCUAAUUUUCAGGUCCUCAUGACUGUGAGUGUGAGCUGAGCUGAUUAACAGGCUGUGCGAUCUCCUUUGGAGGCACAUUCUGUGACUCCUCAACAUAUUGUCACCUGAGGAAACAACCCAGACCCCCGAUCAGGACCAGGACCAAAUGGCUCCUUCUCAGGGACCGCUGACCUUCAGGGAUGUGGCCAUAGAUUUCUCUCAGGAGGAGUGGGAAUGCCUGGACCCAGCUCAGCAGAAAUUGUACCUGGAUGUGAUGUUGGAGAACUACAGCAACCUGGUCUCCGUGGCUAUGUCAUCUGAAGAUGACCAGGCCUUUAUGCCAAAUACCGGAAUACAAGAAUUAUUCUCUGAAAUGAUAUUGAGUACAUAUAAUGGAGACAGAAGUUAUCAAUGGAAUGAACAUUGGAAAAACUUUAAGCGAGAGUCAUAUCUUAAUCAUUGGAGAAGCGAACUUGCAGAGGACCAUUAUGAAAGUGGAAGAGUCUGUGACCCAAGGUCCAAUCACAAAAUACAUGAGGUUAUUCCUAUUGUGGAGAAGACACACAAAGGAAGUCAAUUUGUCCUGUCUUUUCAUCAGUCAUCAAAUUACACUGAAGAAGAGAAUAUUUGUACUGGGAAAAAAGCUUACAAAUGGAAUCAUUGUGGUAUAAUCUCCAGUCAAAUAGUCAAUACAAAUAAAGCAGAAAAAAUCCAUAGUGGAAAAAAACCUUAUAAAUGUAAAGAUUCUAGGGAAACAUCUAAUUGGCCUUCAGGUUGUAUGGUACAUCAGAAAAUUCAUACUGGACUGAAGCCUUACAAAUGUAAAGCAUGUGGCAAAGCCUUUAGAUGUCAUUCAUCUCUUAUUGUACAUAAGGGAAGAAUUCAUACUAUUGCAAAAUUUUACAAACUCAGGGAAAAUGGAAACGCCGUUAGUCAGUCCUCAGGACAUACUCAACAUCAUAGAAAUCACAUGGGAGAAAAGUUUUAUAAUUGUUCAGAAUGUGACAAAACCUUUAGCUGGCCCUCAAGACUUAGUAUUCAUCAGAGAGUUCAUAGUGGAGAGAAGCCGUAUAAAUGUAGAGAAUGUGGCAAAGCCUUUAGACUGUUCUCACACCUUAUUAUGCAUCAGAGAGUUCAUAGUGAAGAGAAUCCUUACAAAUGUAGAGAAUGUGGCAAAGCCUUUAGACGGUUCUCACACCUUACUACUCAUCAGAGAGUUCAUACUGGAGAGAAGCCUUAUAAUUGUGGAGAAUGUGGCAAAGCCUUUAGCGAUUCCUCCGCUUUUAAUAGACAUCAGAGAGUUCAUACAGGAGAGAAGCCUUAUAAAUGUAAAUGUGGCAAAGCCUUUAGACAGUUCUCACACCUUACUACGCAUCAGAGAGUUCAUAGUGAAGAGAAGCCUUACAAAUGUAGAGAAUGUGGCAAAGCCUUCAGACGGUUCUCACACCUUACUACUCAUCAGAGAGUUCAUACUGGAGAGAGGCCUUAUAAUUGUGGAGAAUGUAGCAAAGCCUUUAGCGAUCCCUCUGCUUUUAAUAGACAUCAAAGAGUUCAUACAGGAGAGAAGCCUUAUAAAUGUAGAGAAUGUGGCAAAGCCUUCAGUGUUUUAUCAUCCCUUACUAACCAUCAGAGAGUUCACACAGGAGAGAAGCCGUAUAAAUGUAGAGAAUGUGGCAAAGCCUUCAGCGAAUCUUCAUCCCUUACUAAGCAUCAGAGAGUUCAUAGUGAAGAGAAGCCUUACAAAUGUAGAGAAUGUGGCAAAGCCUUUAGACGGUUCUCACACCUUACUAGGCAUCAGAGAGUUCAUACUGGAGAGAAGCCUUAUAAUUGUGGAGAAUCUGGCAAAGGCUUUAGCGAUUCCUCCGCUCUUAAUAGACAUCAGAGAGUUCAUACAGGAGAGAAGCCUUAUAAAUGUAGAGAAUGUGGCAAAACCUUUAGCGAGUCCUCCUCUCUUAAUCAACAUCAGAGAGUUCAUACUGGAGAGAACCCUUAUAAUUGUAGAGAAUGUGGCAAAACCUUUAGUGAGUCCUCAUCCCUUAAUCAACAUCAGAUAGCUCAUACUAGUGAUAAGUCUUUCAAAUGUUCAGAAUGUGACAAAGGAUUCAGUUUGGCUUUAUCCCUUAGUCACCAUCAGAGAAUUCAUACUGGAGAAAAGCCUUAUAAAUGUAAUGAAUGUGGCAAAGUCUUUACCCAUUACUCAUCCCUUAAUCGUCAUCACAGUAUUCAUACUGGAGAGAAACCUUAUAAAUGUAGAGAAUGUGGCAAAGCCUUUAGACGGUUCUCACACCUCACUACACAUCAGAGAGUUCAUACUGGAGAGAAGCCUUAUAAAUGUAGAGAAUGUGGCAAAGCCUUCAGCCAAUCCUCAUCCCUUUAUCAACAUCAGAGAGGACAUACUGGAGAGAAAUCUUUCAAAUGUUCAGAAUGUGGCAAAGAAUUCCGUUUGGCAAUACACCUUAAUUAUCAUCAGAGAAUUCAUACUGGCGAGAAGCCUUAUAAAUGUAAUGAAUGUGGCAAAGACUUUAGGGAUAUCUCAUACUUUGCUAAGCAUCAGAGAAUUCAUACUGGACAGAAGCCUUAUAAAUGUAAUGAAUGUGGCAAAGCUUUUACCCAUUACUCAUCCCUUAAGCGUCAUCAGAGAAUUCAUACUGGCGAGAAGCCUUACCUAUGCAGAGAUUGUGGAAAAUCCUUUGGCACCUCUUCUUCCCUUACUUCUCAUCAGAGAGUUCACACUGGAGAGAAGCCUAAUAAAUGUAGAGAAUGUGGCAAAUCCUUUGGAAGCUCCUCAGAACUUACUAAGCAUCAGAGAGUUCACAGUGGAGAGAAGCCUUAUACAUGUAGAGAAUGUGGCAAAUCCUUCACUACCUCAUCAAAACUGACUUACCACCAGAGAGUUCAUACUGGAGAGAAGCCUUAUAAAUGUAACGAAUGUGGUAAAGCCUUUAGCCAGUCCUCAUCCCUUACUUCACAUCAGAGAAUUCACACUGGAGAGAAGCCUUAUAAAUGUAGACAAUGUGGCAAAUCUUUUGUCUACUCCUCAUACCUUAUUAACCACCAGAGUGUUCACACUGGAGAGAAGCCUUUUAAAUGUAGAGAAUGUGGCAAAUCCUUUGGCUGGUCCUCAGACCUUACUAAGCAUCAGAGAGUUCAUUCUGGAGAGAAGCCUUAUAAAUGUAGAGAAUGUGGCAAAGCCUUUAGCCAGUCCUCAUCCGUUAAUUUUCAUCAGAGAGUUCACCAAAGAGUGUAGCCUUAUAAAUGCAGAGAAUGUAACCGCAUUUUCUCAGGGUUCCUGCAUCAUUUUACAGCAGAGUUCAUACUUCCUAGAAGUCUUACAGAUGUGUGGAGUGUUGUAAGUCCUUGACCAGCUGUGAGAACUUACUAAACAUCACAGAAUGGAUACUGGGAAGAAGCCUUAUGAAUGUGAAAAACGUAGACCAAGCCUUUAAAAGGCAUUCGUCUCUUAUUGUACCUGAGAGACGUCAUACUAAAGAAAGUCAUUACAAAUGUAUAGUUUGGGCUGCAGCCUUUACCCACUGCUAAAAAUUUACUGAACAUCAGAGAUUUUACAAUGACGGAAAGCCUUAUACUGUUGAAAAUGUUAGAAAUCCUUUAACCUGUGGUCUAACCUACUCAACAUUUUAGGAAUCAUUCUAAAGAAAAACAGCAAUAAUAUAAAGUUUUCAUUUAAGGAUGUAAGCUUCAAUGGUUGAAGCUACAUUGAGAAUGAUAAAACAAGGUCUUACAAAUUAUCAGGCAUAUCUCAAAGUAUAUAUCCUCAUUUAUAUCUCAUACAACAUAUCAUUAUUACUGGAUUGAAGUCCAGCAGAUAUAAAGAAUGUGACAAAGCUUACUCACUAUGGGAACCUUACCUGACAUGAGAAUUCAUACUGGGGAGAAACAAUACAAAUGUAAACAUUGUCCUAAAGCCUUUCAUCAGCAUCUGUAGCUGAUUCCUCACAUUGGUAUUUAUUCUAGGGGGAAACCUUAAAACUAAAGAAUGUGGGAAAUCAUAUAGCUGGACCUACAGCCCCAGUCUUAUCAGGGAUUGCAAUUGGGUAGAAAUUCUACAUUCAUGAUAUAAUAGGAAGGACUUUUGUUUAAAGUAUACAGUUUAUAAAACUCCAAGUAACUUAUGCCUUAACAGAUUUUUAAAGAUAUAAAAAUGUUAUCCAAGUAUUUAAUUGAUUAUGAAUUUUAAAGCAUCAAUGAAUUCACACUAGAUAGGUAGCCAAAAUGCCUUUCAGGAAUUGCUCUAAAUUAGUACACCCAGUGUAUUUUAAACUUUGAAUGUAGCUAGUAAAUAUUGCUAUACUUGAAUAUAUCAAAGGAAUUGAUGUUUCCAUAUGUACACUUACUUAGAGUGUUAUUUAUAUUGAAAUCAUUUGAAAUAUUUUGAAAAGGAAAUAUUAUUGUGAUUCUGUUCCCAUAUCACUUGGUGCUGCUGUGUUUUAUUCCUGGUGUAUGUGUGAAAUUAUGGGGUUGAUGGUUUCUACCUUAAAGAUCUGUGAGCUCUUGUAUACUAUAUGGACUUCACUUGCGUACUUUCCCAUGGAAUAUUGUGUACAUUAUAAGGGACACUAUUUUCUUCUAUUAGAGAAUAAUCCUAUUGAAUAAAUCUUUUAAAAUAG
Molecule: messenger RNA, 5733 nt
Organism: Myotis myotis
Lineage: Eukaryota; Metazoa; Chordata; Mammalia; Chiroptera; Vespertilionidae
Product: zinc finger protein 91-like
Exons: 6
Coding region: 1272-4352 (1026 amino acids)
Biological process (GO): negative regulation of transcription by RNA polymerase II
Molecular function (GO): DNA-binding transcription repressor activity, RNA polymerase II-specific
Source: RefSeq, a predicted model, not a curated record